Molecule: messenger RNA, 2517 nt
Organism: Orbicella faveolata
Lineage: Eukaryota; Metazoa; Cnidaria; Anthozoa; Scleractinia; Merulinidae
Product: guanylate-binding protein 7-like
Molecular function (GO): GTPase activity; GTP binding
Source: RefSeq, a predicted model, not a curated record
AGGAACUGAAAAUGUUUACGGCGCAUGUGAAGUGGAAGCAAUGUGCUAGCUAGUUCUUUGGUUUUCAAAUCGGCGAGCGAUCGAAGCAGAGAUACAGGUUUGUUCCAACUCUAAGAUGUCUGAACAGUGUGCAGUUCCACUGUGUCUUCCAAACAACUGUAGAUGGGAUGAGCAGACUGGAGAAUACAGCAAGACUAGCGGUGCCAGAGAUAGCCUCUACGUGGUUGAUGCAGCCAUCGAAAGGCUCAGAAACACCAAAGGUCCCGUAUGUGUGGUGUCAAUUGCUGGGCCUUGCCGAAAAGGCAAGUCGUACAUCCUGAGUAAAGCAUUUGAUCAAGGAGAGGUGUUUCCUCUCGGGCAUUUCCUGGACCCUGAGACCAUGGGAAUCUGGAUGUGGAUCGUACCCGAAAAGUUUAAGGACGCCAGUGGACAGGAAUUCACGGUGGUUUUAUUGGACUCUGAAGGAAUAGACGCUGUGUCAAGUGAAGGCUCUGACGAUCACUGUAUAUUUACACUGACUAUUCUACUGGCUUCAGUGUUGAUUUACAACUCAGCUGGGGUACCAACCAGGACUGACCUUGAGGGACUUGACUUCAUACUUAAACUUUCCCAGCGAAUUCAGCUUCGUUCAUCGGCCCAAAUGGAGUCUUCCCAGGGAACCAGUCCGCAAGACGACGCCAAUUAUUUCCACAAAACCUUUCCAUUCUUCAUUUGGCUGUUACGAGAUGUUGUGCUUGCUCUUCCAAAAGAUUGCCCGAGCAUAAAGGAUUACUUUCUGACAAGGGUUUUCAAUGCUACAUCAGAUUCCAAAGGUGACCAAGCCACUAAAGUAGCCGAGAGUAUCUUGAACUUCUUUCCUGGUUUCGACGCUUUUAAGCUUCCUCCCCCGGCUUCGGACCCGGAAGUGGUAUUAAACCUUAACAGAGAGGAAGUACAGCAAGAUAUCAACAAAUCGUUUGUCCGGGGGGUGCAGGAAUUCAAAGCGAUGCUCAGGUCUAAAUUAGCGCCUAAGCGCAGCUUUAAUGAUGGAGAGUAUGUCACUGGUGAAGCACUUGCAGCCCUUAUCAACAUCUACGUUGCGGCCUUGAACACUCCUGGUACUGUGCCCAGUGUGCAGAGUGCUUGGGAGACGUUUGUCCACACAAAGUGCUCAGAGGCAAAAGUCGCCGCUUUGCAGGUGUAUCAAAGCUACAUGGAGUCACAGCUGGAUGGUGUACUGCCUUGCGACAGUGACGAGAUUCGCCUGGUCCAGCAGACUGCGAUCGAAGAAAGCAUGAGGCUGUUUCAGGGAGAAACCUUCGGAGUAUCGGCAACAAGCAGUGAAAAAUAUUUGGACGAGCUCACGGAGUGUAUGGAAAGUGGUUUGAAACGAUGGCAGCAAGAAAACAAUCGAUUGACCAAGGAAGGCUGCUACAGGUUGCUUCGAGGUCUCAAAGAGCAGCAACUGGAUCCCAUUCUAACACUGCUUAGUAGCAAAGAUGGAGCCUCAGUGACCUUUGCUCAAAUCAUCGGAGGUUACUCAGCAAUUGAACAAGGCUUUAAGCGCGACGCUAAGGGCGCCAAGGAUGUGUGUGCUCAAGUGUUCUACGAGUUCCAUCCGGAAAUGCAGGCAGAGAUGGAGAAGCACAUGGCUCACUUGCAACAGCUUAAAGACUUUGACGAGACUCUGGCUCUGGAGAGAGAAGAAAAGGCUCGUCAAGAGCAGGAAAGGCGACGAAUGGAGGAAGAGAAUGCUCGUCUGGAGGAGGAGCGGCGCACUAAAGAGAAGGAGAUGGAGCUAUUGAAGGCCAAACAAGAAGAAGACAGACAACGCUUGGAAGAGCAGUUUAGAGCGGACAUGGAAGCUCAGAGGGUACAAAUGCAGAACAUGAUGACAGCAAACAUGGACGAGCUGCGAAAAGACAGGGAAGCCAUUGUGGAGCAGAACCAAACACUGAAGCAGACAAUGGAUCAGAUGCGCCAAGCAAUGGACCAGAGAAAUGCUCAGAUCACGGAGCUGCAGAAGCAAAUCACUGUCCUCAAGUCUCGGCCCCCUCCUCCACCGCCAGCUGGUGGUGGUGGAUGUAUGAUUCUGUGAACUGAAGCAAAUAAGUACACGUUCACACUGAGUGGAACUUACACUGACGGGCGUGGCAAAAGGAAAAAAGCAGUUGCAACUUUAUACUAUAAACAGUACAAUUUUAAGUUAAAUUAUUUAAUCGAUUGUUGGGAGGAAAACCUUAAUUGGCCCCUUAACUGUCAAUUUUAGAGAAGUAGGUUUACAUUGAUAGAGAAUCAAGAUAUACUUAGAUAAUUCGAAUUGAACUAGUUGUAGGUAAUAUCCCCCCCGGGGGGGGCUCCCAUAUAAAAAGGACGGGGGUGCUCGUCGGAGAUUUUGAAAAGAACCCCUAAGAGGUAGCAAGAUCCUGUUUUGUGGGCGUGGCUUGAAUCUUUUUUUUUUUUUUUUUGACCCCUGAGAGAUACCAGUUCUAAACGACACAUUAUCCCUAAAAGGUACCGCAGAAGCUCUCAUUGUGG